Trachymyrmex cornetzi is the source of this 1072-nucleotide messenger RNA. RefSeq lists its product as uncharacterized. The record is from RefSeq and is a predicted model, not a curated record. The transcript is spliced from 4 exons. NCBI's taxonomy places the organism in Eukaryota, Metazoa, Arthropoda, Insecta, Hymenoptera, Formicidae. The coding region runs from base 86 to 1072 and encodes 328 amino acids.
AGAUUAAAGAAAACUGCAGUUCCAUCUGUUUUUACGCAAAAAUUUUGUGAAAAUGUAAAAAAAGACUUGAUAGUUGAAAUACAACAUGACAAAUGACUUAACAAGCAGUAUUCAAUGUGAUGAUCAAAAUAAAUCAAUAAGUAUUUAUAAAUGUAUGAUGAAUACUCAACGUGAUAAACAAAAUGAAUCAAUGGACAUCUUAUACGAAUUUCCAAUGAAUGUUCAAAAUGAAGUUAUAGUUUUUAGUGAACCAACACAUGUCACAAGUCAACAAAGAAAACUGUCUAAAAUUAAUAAAACAGAAAAGAUGUUUUUAAGAACUGGUAAAUAUAACAUAGAAUGUUUUAAAAAAAUUGAUUUUAGUGAGCAAUCAUGGAUUAAAUUUGCAAAAUACGUUCAUUAUAAUAGACACUUAAACAAACUUUUAGUAACAGAAAACAAACGUUUACAAGAGAAUAUUUUAGAAAUGCAAUCUGUAAUGCAAACGUUAACAAAUACAAGUUCGUUAACAAAUAAUGCCAUUUGUACUCCGCAAGACGAUGAUGACGACAUUGUAUUACUUAAUACUAUAUUAUCUGAUGAAUAUGUGAGAAAUGAACAAAAACUUAAUGAGCAGCAAGUAGCAAAUGUUGAAGCAAAACAAGAUUCUGUAAAUGUUUAUAUGGAUCAUGAUUAUUUUAUACGAAUUAAUUGGUACUUGACUGAAUAUGUUGAAAUCGUAAUUACAUAUAUAUCUGACUAUAUAGUUUCAACUGUUAUAAAAAAAAUUAAUUGCCUUUUUUGUAAACAAUUGCUCAUUUCAAACAAGGCACAUAAGGAAUCAAAUACAUUUAUUGAUAAGCCGUAUCAAGCAUCAUGUGAUGUUAUUGAAAUAUGCAAGACCGCAGAAAAAAUUUUAAAACAUAAUCAAGACAAAUUAUUUAAAACUGACAAUAUAUUAGCUGAUUUAAUAUGUCAAUCUUUACGCGCACUUCCUUCAAAUAUAUUUAAUAUGAAUACGAAUUAUUUUAAUUUACAACUGAUAACCGGAAGCAUAUAUUGUUACCUGUUACAACGUUUACAUAACUUCUAA